Molecule: messenger RNA, 2312 nt
Organism: Neoarius graeffei (lesser salmon catfish)
Lineage: Eukaryota; Metazoa; Chordata; Actinopteri; Siluriformes; Ariidae
Product: zinc finger protein 883-like
Exons: 6
Coding region: 129-2138 (669 amino acids)
Biological process (GO): regulation of transcription by RNA polymerase II
Molecular function (GO): DNA-binding transcription factor activity; histone methyltransferase activity; RNA polymerase II cis-regulatory region sequence-specific DNA binding
Source: RefSeq, a predicted model, not a curated record
CGCCAGUAAACACUGGAGAAGAAAAAGCUGAUGCUCGUCUGAACCGCUUUAGCCCCUCGAUUUAUAAAAAUAAAAGCACAUUAUUGUGUCUGGCUCUGAGGAUUUAAACCCCUGAGUUGCGUGAGGACAUGAAAACCGAGACAUCCACGGAUGGAGAGACCUCAGAAGCCUGUGUGAAGAAAGAGGAGACGCUGGAGCUGAAAAUCUACAACUAUGGAGACGAUCUCAACAACCCACCUGAAGGUCUCUCCGUUAAAGUGGAAGAUCCUGACGAUAAAGACCAUCUCUACUGUGAAAUUUGCAAAUCCUUCUUCCUCAACAAAUGUGAGGUUCAUGGACCACCCCUCUUCAUCCCAGAUACUCCUGUUCCCAUGGGAGUCCCUGACCGAGCCAGACAAACUCUUCCUCCUGGGCUAGAAAUCCAGAAGUCCAGUAUUCCUGAUGCAGGCCUGGGAGUGUUUAAUAAGGGGGAGACUGUUCCAGUAGGUGCACACUUCGGACCCUGCCAGGGAGAGCUGGUGAACAGAGAGGAAGCCAGGAACAGUGGAGACUCCUCGGUUGUAUACAGGAGCAUGCAGUGUGAAGAAUACAUCGAUGCCAAAAGAGAGACGCAUGUGAAUUGGAUGAGGUAUGUGAAUUGUGCCCGUAAUGAAGAAGAACAGAAUCUUGUGGCAUUUGAGUAUCAAGGGGGAAUUCUGUAUCGUUGCUGUCGAUCCAUUAACCCAGGACAGGAGCUCUUGGUGUGGUAUGAAGAGGAGUACACCAAAGAACUCAGUCCUGCACCAACAGGAACAACCAGACAGCAAGAAGUAAAGAACGCUCUGCUGCAAGUCUUUUCCUGCUCCACAUGCCCUCGUUCCGAUGCAUCUCAAAUUUACCUCGACAAACACAUCCAGAGAUGCCACUAUGAAGAGUAUGCGAGACUGCGAGAAUCAGGAGAGAUUAAAUAUGAGCUUCAGAUCCCCUCCAAAUGCUCCAGUCGUCAGCCAACAUCAGCUGAUACUAUCCAUUCUGAUACUUCCCAUAAUGAUAUACAGAAGGAAAUUCACCACUGCUCAGAUUGUGGAAAGAGUUUUAGUCAUCAGAAUGCACUCAAGACACACCAGCACAUUCACACAGGACAGAAGCCGUAUCACUGCUCACAGUGUGGGAAGUGUUUUACUCAUCGGAGUAAUCUCAGAAAACACCAGCGCAUUCACACAGGAGAGAAGCCGUAUCACUGCUCACAGUGUGGGAAGUGUUUUACUCAUCAGAGUACUCUCCAAAUACACCAGCGCAUUCACACAGGAGAGAAGCCAUAUCACUGCUCACAGUGUGGGAAGAGUUUUACUCAUCAGAGUAAUCUCAGAAAACACCAGCGCAUUCACACAGGAGAGAAGCCAUAUCACUGCUCACAGUGUGGAAAGUGUUUUACUCGUCAGAGUGCUCUCCAAAUACACCAGCGCAUUCACACAGGAGAGAAGCCGUAUCACUGCUCACAGUGUGGGAAGAGUUUUACUCAUCAGAGUAAUCUCAGAAAACACCAGCGCAUUCACACAGGAGAGAAGCCGUAUCACUGCUCACAGUGUGGAAAGUGUUUUACCCGUCAGAGUACUCUCCAAAUACACCAGCGCCUUCACACAGGAGAGAAGCCGUAUCACUGCUCACAGUGUGGGAAGAGUUUUACUUAUCAGAGUAAUUUCCAAAUACACCAGCGCAUUCACACAGGAGAGAAGCCGUAUCACUGCUCACAGUGUAGGAAGUGUUUUACUCGUCAGAGUGAUCUCCAAACACACCAGCGGAUUCACACAGGAGAGAAGCCGUAUCACUGCUCACAGUGUGGGAAGAGUUUUACUCAGCAGAGUGCUCUCCAAAUACACCAGCGCAUUCACACAGGAGAGAAGCCGCAUCACUGCUCACAGUGUGGGAAGAGUUUUACUCAGCAGAGUGCUUUCCAAACACACAAGCGCAUUCAUACAGGAGAGAAGCCGUAUCACUGCUCACAGUGUGGGAAGAGUUUUACUCGUCAGAGUGCUCUCCAACGACACCAGCGUAUUCACACAGGAGAGAAGCCGUAUCACUGCUCUCAGUGUGGGAAGAUGUUUACUUAUUUAGUUACAUUUAAGACCUGCAAGUGCACUAACUCAGACAUUGCAUGAUUUAAUGUUGUCAAUUUAAAUAUGGUUGUUACAGUUUUGGCUGAAAAUGACCUGUACUUUGAACUUUAUUGUUCAUGUUACACUGGUCAACAAUUUUUCAGAAGUUGUCUGCUUCAGAGAUGAAAUUGGCUAUUCUGAAAUCUGGUGUGUUGAAUUAAAAGUGACAGUUAAUCA